Molecule: messenger RNA, 984 nt
Organism: Tetrahymena thermophila SB210
Lineage: Eukaryota; Ciliophora; Oligohymenophorea; Hymenostomatida; Tetrahymenidae
Product: transmembrane protein, putative
Exons: 1
Source: RefSeq, a predicted model, not a curated record
AUGAACAAAGCUAUUGUUUUCGUUGCAAUAAUAGCAUUCACUGUUGCUCUUAUGGAUGACACUGCUAUGACUGGCGGAUGGUAUAAUUACAAGUUCAGUAACGGUUUCUAGUCCGAUAAUUCAAACCCUCUUACUAAAAUUUUCAAAAAACUCUCUGCUGAAUUACAAGAAAAAGGUAUUUCUGACAUCUAAUUCACCUCUGUUACUUCUUAAGUUGUUAAUGGCUAGAACUUCAAGAUUAGAUUUACUUAUACUCAAAUUGAUUCUACCAAGACUGGCUAUUGCUUAGCUUAUGUUUCUUUCUCAGGAGAAACUUGCGAAAUCCAUGAAGUUGAAUUAGAAACAACUCCCUUAGCUUCAAACAAGGACAUGCAAAAUGGUGGAUGGUCAAACUUAAUUAUUCCUUCAAAUUUUGAAUCAGAUCCAAAUAAUCCUCUCACUAUGGCUAUGAAUAAAAUUUCCAAUGAAUUAAUGAUGAAAAAUAUGACUUUCGUCAAGUUUGUCAGUAUUUAAUCUUAAGUAGUUGCUGGGUAAAAAUUCAAAAUUUAAUUCUAAUUCUUAAACAAAAAUGGAUAAAUGAGCAUUGGAAAUUGUCUUGCUUAUGUCAGAUCUUGGGAAAACUUUGUUGAAGUUUCUGAAUUAUCCUUUACCAACCCACUUUAAUUGUCUGUUCAAGAUAAUUAAAACUAAAAUGGCGGAUGGUCAUCUUAUAACUUCAACGUCAGUGAAUUAUAGAAUGGAACUUCUAUGUUCAGUUCUGCUUAUAGCAAGCUCGUUAAUACUCUUCUCAAAUAAGCUAUCACAAUUGUAUCAGUUUCUCACGUCGAAUCAUAAGUUGUCUCUGGCGUUAACUUCAAGAUUUCAUUCAUUUACGCUGAAAAAAAUAAUUUGAAAACUGGUAAAGCUAUUGUUUACAUUCAAGAAUGGACCUAAACAAUCAAAAUUACUUCUUUGGAGCUUGCAGGAUAAGCAAUCCAAUAUUGA